AUGUUCACUGCCCGCACUGCUCUGACGCGCUCGCUCGCUGCUGCGUCCUCGGUCGCUGCGUCUGUGUCGACCAAAACUGCUCUGCGCGCCGCCACCCGGCCAUCGCUGACGGCUGCCCCUGCUGCGACCGUUCCGAGCGCGCGCCGCUUCUACCACGAGAAAGAUAAGUGCCUCACUGCUGCGACUUCCCGUGUGCCAAACCGACCUCCACCCAAUCCGGAUCCCUCGGUUGGCUCGGGCCUCGUCGGCGCCCCUGCCUGCGGCGAUGUCAUGAAGCUCGAUAUCCGUGUCGACCCCGUCACCAACAAGAUUAUCGAGGCCAAGUUCAAGACGUUCGGCUGUGGCUCGGCUAUUGCCAGCUCCAGCUACCUGACCACCCUCGUCCACGGCAAGACGCUGGACGACGCUGUCGCUAUCAAGAACUCGGAAAUCGCCUCGGAGCUGUGCCUGCCCCCAGUCAAGAUGCACUGCUCUAUGCUUGCUGAGGAUGCCAUCAAGGCCGCCGUCGCCGACUACCGCAGCAAGCGUCCCGAGACCAGCCUGAGCGGCACCGGCAAGACCCUGUCGCAGGCACAAGCCGCACCGCAGCAGGCCGCUGCCCACGCGUAG
Messenger RNA from Sporothrix brasiliensis 5110, 609 nucleotides. RefSeq names its product iron sulfur cluster assembly protein 1, mitochondrial precursor. Bases 1 to 609 code for a protein of 202 amino acids. Lineage: Eukaryota; Fungi; Ascomycota; Sordariomycetes; Ophiostomatales; Ophiostomataceae. Gene Ontology annotation, cellular component: cytoplasm; mitochondrial matrix. The record is from RefSeq and is a predicted model, not a curated record. The transcript has 4 exons. Gene Ontology annotation, molecular function: 2 iron, 2 sulfur cluster binding; ferrous iron binding. Gene Ontology annotation, biological process: intracellular iron ion homeostasis; iron-sulfur cluster assembly.